Schistosoma curassoni is the source of this 1782-nucleotide messenger RNA. Lineage: Eukaryota; Metazoa; Platyhelminthes; Trematoda; Strigeidida; Schistosomatidae. The record is from the annotation of a GenBank genome assembly.
GCGCUUUAACCGGGUUGGUGGACAUGGAGAGUCCACCUAGGAAAGUUGGAAAACCCUCAUUCCAAACCAAUUGUUCACAUGGGCUCUAGUACCCCGAGGGAACAUAUGGCGUAUGAACCAAUUAUUGGUCACCGGCUAUCUUGGGACUGCAUCUCCUUACGAUACUCCAUUGCCUUGUGGACCAGACCUUCAGGUCUACGGCUCUGGGUGUGGCCCCCUAAGAAAACCAACUGCUUCGGUUUGGGCACCCAGUCAGUAUUAAAGCCCUCAUACAUAUCAAAUGAGAUCUGUGUGACGCAUAUGUAUUUGGUGCCUUCUUGUAACAAUAUCUAUGUGUUAAAAUAAAUAUCUAUGUGCAUCCUUAUACCAACAUUUAUGUGUUUAAAUAAAUAUAUAAAAUGAUAAAAUACAUUUUUUUCAAACAACACAAAUAGAAUGUAAGUAAGAGAUGAAUCAAUUCUCAAUGACUUGAUCAACAUUAAUUGAGAAUCUUCAUGCCAAUAACAACCGUUUCCCUGAAUUGUUAGCAUGUUUUAAAUUACAGCCAAUACACACAUUGUUUUAGCCUUGUACCCAAAAGAAACCUAGUUAGAUUUCUUGCAUGUAGAGCCAGGAGGAUAUACUCAGACGACAUAAUGAACAUUCAGACGCCCCACAAUGGUAGUAUUUCUCGAUCUCAAGGCAGCAUUCGACUCUAUUGAUCGUGAGGUUCUAUGGCAGUGUUUGUCACUGAAAGGAGUACCAAAGAAGUACAUUAACCUUAUACAGGCUCUCUACUCGAACACAACUGGUAGAGUGAGAGCUUAUGGCGAACUGUCAUCAGAAUUGAUUACCUCAAGUGGUGUUCGUCAGGGCUGUCCACUCUCCCCAUUCUUGUUCAACUUUGUCAUUGUCGUACUUUUAGAGAUAACACUCUCCUCAUCUAAAUUUCCAGGGGUUGAACUUCUACCAGGAGGUUCACUUGUUGACUUAGAAUAUGCAGAUGACAUAGUUUUAUUUGGUGAAGACGCUGACAAAAUGCAGAGUCUUCUGACCACUCUAAGCAACAAUGCAAACAUGUUCGGGAUGCGAUUCUCUCCCUCGAAAUGCAAAAUGUUGCUUCAGGAUUGGGUUACAUCGACACCCGAACUAGUGAUAGGGAGUGAAGUAGUUGAGUGUGUCGACCGCUUCACUUAUCUUGGAAGUCUCAUCAGCCCUUGUGGUCUGGUGUGUGACGAAAUCUCAGCACGGAUACAGAAGGCUCGACUAACUUUUGCCAACUUGCGUCAUUUAUGGCGUAGGCGAGAUAUCCGUCUAUCAACCAAAGGACGUGUUUACUGUGCAGCAGUUCGUUCCGUCCUACUUUAUGGCAAUGAAACAUGGCCGGUAAGAGUAGAGGAUAUCCGUAGGUUACUAGUAUUUGAUCAUAGGUGUCUUCGAAACAUUGCUCGUAUAUCAUGGGACCAUCGAGUAAGUAACACAGUUGUUAGGAAACGGGUACUAGGUAAGGAUGGCAAAUCAAUUGAUGAAGUAGUGAAACUUCAUCAGUUGAGAUGGCUGGGACACGUGUUACGUAUGCCCAACGACCGAAUGCCUCGACGUGCUAUGUUCAGUGGUAUAAGAGUAGGUUGGAAGAAAGCUAGGGGCGGCCAAACCAAAACAUGGCACAAAUGCAUGAAGUCACUGACAAGUGGACUGAGUCAUGUUGGUAGGUGUAGACUACCUGGUUGGGGACCGCGAGAUGAUAGCAACCGAUAGUUAGAGACCCUGAAUGACAUGGCUCAAAAUCGUUUGCAAUGGCGC